AUGGUGGAGAUCCAAUUCCUCCUGGUGAAGCCUGCCCCAGGCACAGAAUCUCGCCGAGCACAAGAGUUGCGAGACUCAGCGGCCCGAUCUCACGCAGCACGGAUUACCCACAACAGAGCCAAACAGCAGCGGAAGAAAAAGAGCCGCGAGGAGGAAGUUGAUGAGGGAGAGGGUUUCGAUUGUAGUUGUUGUCACCGUGCAUCGUCCAUUACGACAAAGGAUAGCAAUGCCAUAUCACGAUGGAUUCACACACAUAGCAGCGACGCGGUCUUCCACCGUCCAUCUGAAUGGGGUCACGGGCACAAUGACAGGCCUCAGGUCGGCCAUGCUCACGGGGAUGGCGUUCAAGACCAGAGAUACUUGUGGGCAAUUCUUGGCCAGGGGAGGCAGGACCCGUUCGGCUCGUACGCGGGCAGCAAUCUUCCUUGUCGACUGCUUGCUGUCCUAGAAGAUGCUUACGAAGUUGUCUGGCCAAAGAUGGUCCAGUCCGAGGACAACCAGCUGGCGGUGACGAAGAACUCUUGGAGGCAGGCGGCGGUACAAUACCCUUUUCUGUUUCAUUGCCAAGUUAUGGGUGCCGCGGGGGCAGCCUUGAGCAUUUGUCAGGAUGAAACGGCGGUGAAAUAUCUUUCCUUGAAGCGACUCGAGCACCAGAUGACCGCCGUCAAGCUCAUCCGUGAAGAGCUCCAAUCAAUCAACAAUGGGAGAUCAGAGCCAUCAGAUGAGCUGAUCAUGGCAAUUCUGAACCUCGUCACUUCGUCUGGAGACGUCAACGAGCCGCCUGGAGAGGAGGUUCAUCCCAAGUCACCGCUCGCACAGGCCCAACCUGUUGGAAGGGUCAAACUGAAUGAUACACAUCUUCAGGCCGUGCAUAUGCUUAUCAAACGCAAGGGAGGACUGCAGGGUUUGAAGUCAUAUGCUUUAGCAUAUAUGGUCGAGGUCGUUGACAUUUAUGUGUCCACCCUCAAGGGCAGUCGUCCGCUAUAUCCAUGGAUGCAUGGGUCCCAAGACCUGGUCGCCAAGGGCAAAUGUAUUCCGGAUCAGCAUGCGAAAGGGCUCUCGAAGGUCCUGGGGUCUGGCUUGACGCUGCUGGCCUCUAUCGACGUGAAGGUGCAUCGGCUGUAUCUCGAAGCCUGCGAAGUCACCAUUGCCCUAGACCAGUAUCACCGAGGUGCAGAAGGACACCCUGCAUUGUCCGAUCUGGUCGACGCCAGAAACAAGACUCAACACGGCUUCUGUAGCCUGGCCGCGGCCACAGACUCGGAGACGGACUCAUUUGAAGCCCUCUACGAGCUCUGUCGGAUAGCGGGUUUGAUCUUCUGCGACAUGGUGAUACUGCCACUGCCAUACAGCAGUGGCGUCAAACCCCGCCUGGCCCGUCGACUUCGUGCCGUUCUAGAAGCCCCUAGUCUGCGCAUAUUUUGGAAAUCAGCCGUCUAUGGCGAUUUGCUGACGUGGGUUGUCUUCAUGGGAACGAUAGCCGCCACAUUCACAAAAGCUCGAGGAUGGUAUUUGCAGCAACUACGAGGGUUGGUUGACGAUCGGCAGCUUGACUGGGACGGAUUCAAAAAGCUGAUGAAGACAUUCCUCUGGUGGGACUUUACGUUCGAAGUCCCUGCCGCAAGGAUAUGGAAGGAUAUCAACGCUCUAACAUACGAAUCAAGCGUACCCUGCCGUGCUUCAACAACUCUCAACCAAAAGACGUGA
Messenger RNA from Cladophialophora immunda, 1707 nucleotides. RefSeq lists its product as uncharacterized. The coding region runs from base 1 to 1707 and encodes 568 amino acids. The record is from RefSeq and is a predicted model, not a curated record. The transcript has 4 exons. Lineage: Eukaryota; Fungi; Ascomycota; Eurotiomycetes; Chaetothyriales; Herpotrichiellaceae.